GGGAUGAGCGGACUGCGGGCUCCCACGCCGCCCGCGGGCCCCGAGAGGCCGUGAGGAGCCGCUUCUCUCCGAGUAGCCGCCCUGCCCUGGGCUCGGAGACCAUGUCCAUUCACAUCGUGGCGCUGGGGAACGAGGGGGACGCGUUCCACCAGGACCAGCGGCCGUCGGGGCUCAUCCGCACCUACCUGGGGAGAAGCCCUCUGGUCUCCGGGGACGAGAGCAGCUUGUUGCUGAACGCGGCCGGCACGGUGGCGCGGCCGGUGUUCACCGAGUACCAGGCCAGCGCGUUCGGGAACGUCAAGCUCCUGGUCCACGACUGUCCCGUCUGGGACAUUUUUGACAGUGAUUGGUACACGUCCCGAAACCUAAUUGGGAGAGGUGACAUCAUUGUGAUCAAAUACAACGUAAACGACAAGUUUUCAUUCCAUGAAGUGAAAGAUAAUUAUAUUCCAGUGAUAAAAAGGGCAUUAAAUUCAGUUCCAGUCAUCAUUGCUGCAGUUGGUACCAGACAAAAUGAAGAAUUACCUUGUACCUGUCCACUGUGCACCUCUGACCGGGGGAGCUGUGUCAGUACAACAGAAGGAAUCCAGCUGGCGAAGGAACUAGGGGCGACCUAUCUUGAACUACACAGCCUGGAUGACUUCUAUAUAGGAAAAUAUUUUGGAGGCGUGUUGGAAUACUUUAUGAUUCAAGCCUUAAAUCAGAAGACAAGUGAAAAAAUGAAGAAAAGGAAAAUGUGCACCUCAUUUCAUGGAAUUAGACCACCGCAGCUUGAACAACCAGAAAAGAUGCCUGUGUUAAAGGCUGAAGCUUCGCAUUAUAACUCUGACCUGAAUAACUUGCUGUUCUGCUGCCAGUGCGUGGACGUGGUGUUCUACCACCCAGACUUGCAGGGAGUGGCAGAGGCCCACAAGAUCGUGCUCUGCGCCGUAAGCCAUGUCUUCAUGCUGCUUUUCAAUGUGAAGAGUCCCGCCGACAUUCAGGACCCCACCAUCAUCCGGACCAGCCAGGACCUCUUCGCUGUAAACCGGGAUCCGACUGCAUCGCCAGGCACUGGCCGGGCCUGCCCCGGCAACCCGCCGCUGCGCGUGGUUGUCAAGGACGUGGCCUUCUGCUCUUGCCUGUCGGCCAUCCUGCGCUUCAUUUAUUCAGGUGCUUUUCAGUGGGAAGAAUUGGAAGACGAUAUCAGGAAGAAGUUGAAAGAUUCUGGAGAUGUUUCGAAUGUAAUUGAGAAAGUUAAGUGUAUUUUAAAGACACCAGGAAAGAUUAAUUGCCUAAGGAAUUGCAAAACUUACCAAGCCAGAAAACCUCUGUGGUUUUAUAACACUUCCCUCAAGUUUUUCCUGAAUAAACCGAUGCUUGCUGAUGUUGUCUUCGAAAUACAAGGUACGACAGUGCCAGCCCACAGGGCCAUCCUGGUGGCCCGCUGUGAAGUGAUGGCGGCCAUGUUUAAUGGUAAUUACAUGGAAGCAAAGAGUGUCCUGAUUCCAGUGUACGGUGUGUCCAAAGAGACUUUCUUGUCGUUUUUAGAAUACCUAUACACAGACUCCUGUUGCCCAGCUGGCAUCUUCCAGGCCAUGUGCCUGCUGAUCUGCGCGGAGAUGUACCAGGUGUCCAGGCUGCAGCACAUCUGCGAGCUGUUCAUCGUCACGCAGCUGCAGAGCAUGCCGAGCAGGGAGCUGGCCUCCAUGAACCUGGACAUCGUUGACCUGCUCAAGAAAGCCAAGUUUCACCACUCUGACUGCCUUUCAACCUGGCUCCUUCAUUUCAUUGCCACCAACUACCUCAUCUUCAGUCAAAAGCCUGAAUUUCAGGAUCUUUCAGUCAUUUUCACGAUGCUACAUUAGGUCACCUUCAUUUGUAAAGAAGAAGAAUAUUAUUUUCUACUUACAUUUUGUAUACAUUUUGUGUGACAUGCAUGGAGUACUGUUACACCCCGGAGGAGGGGCCGGGGAUUUAGCUCAGUGGUUUCGCAGCCUGCUGCGCAAGCACAAGGACCCGAGUUCGAUCCCCAGUACCUAAAAAAAAAAAAAGCUGUUAAUUUGAGCUUUACACCCAGAGGAACGAUGCUCUCUAAAUUUUCUUGGUUGUCAGUUUUGACUCUGUUUCAUUACUCACACAGUUGCCUGUGGAGUAUGGGGGUGACCAGGUGGUAAUAGUGAAAAGCAGGGCUGCUGGGAGUUAUGGGAGUGGCGGAGCCAGGGCUGGAGGCCACCGCAUCGAUUUCUCCUGUUCCUGUCUGGGAAUGCGCGGCACCCUCAGAGCUCUCUUCCCAUGGCGCCUUGGUGUCGGCAGCCUACUGCGCUGUGUAGUCUUCAGCAGAAGAAAAAGCUCCUGGAUUGGGGAGAAUUGAAAGCUCUAAAUCAGUGGUUACAACUGGCAGUCUGUGGAUUCAGUGUGCCUGUCAAGGGGUUUUAUUUGGACCAUAUUUUAAAAUUUUUAUUUUGAAGUACUAUGAGGUAUGAUUGAAAAAUAUGGUAAAUGCUUAAAAUUUUAAAAUUAUUACAAUAAAAGGUGUAUUGCCAUUACUUUCCCCCAAAAUACUUCUCCUCACCUUGAGAAUACUUACUCCGCUGCUCUUGCCACUUUCUGAAGCAAUUCUGGAAAUCCCCUCUCAUUAAUGUCCUUGGUGUGCUGUUGUGGCUGCCUCAGUGUCCUGAAUGAAUUCAAAACAUUUCCCGUUCAUGGCCAUUUUGACUUUGGGGAGUAGCCAGAAGUCACGCAGUGCCCAAUCUGGUAAAUAAGGUGGAGGAGGACACACAUCAGGUUUUUACGAGCCUGCCUUUCCCUUGGCUGGUAUUCGGCAGCAGCGUUUGCUGUAUUUUUUAAAUAAAACAAAAUUUCAUGACAAAAUAAUAAGAGAUUAACAAUAUUGAUGUAUUAGAUCAGACUUUGUAAGGACACUCACGAAAGAGAUCUUCCGGAACUGCUUCGGAAAGUGGCAAGAAUGAUGGGCAAAGUGUGUUUGAAGCGAGAGGAAGUACUCAGAGAUUCAUGGCAAAGUGUCUUUUACUGUCAUCUUUUUAAAUUAAAUAUCUACUGUACAGUUUAAUCGCUUCUUGUAAUGGUGUUUUAGAACUCUAGAUUUCUGGCCUCUUGAAAAGUCGGAAGACCUGAGACUCCAAGGCCAUCUUUCCACAUAGUGCCGGCCGUAGAGCACAGGAGCAGGGUGCUGGCCACCCUGGAAGACGCCUGUCCUCUGCAGGGCGUCACAGGCACCUCCCUUUCCACCACCUCACACCUGGCCUACCUCACACGGUCACUUAGGGUUCCAAAGGGUUCUUAUCACAAUUUCCUUACAGCUUCCUUGUAGAAUUGCCCAUUCUCAGUGACAGAAGUUAUCAAACUACCAUUGGAAUUCUACAGAUUGUUCUGACUAAGAAUUUUUUUGUCUUUAGAGGUGUUUAGAAAUCAGAGAAACUGGAAAAGUUCUCACAUCGGUGCAGGCAUGGAUACCUCAGAGCCCAGUUAAAUAGCUCAUUAUGUAGAUAUUUAGAUAUUGGAUUCUGAAGAAACCAGCAACACACAGGAAUAUGUUAUCCUUGGUGUCUAUAGAUUUAUUUUUCUCACAGUUAGUUUAAUUUAGCUCAGUAGUAUAUGGUAUGGAGGUUUUUGUUUUUCUUUUUGCUGGCUGCCAGGGCUCAUCUGUGAUAAUUUACCUGAGGAAUCAUCUCAUGUUACCUCUGCUUCCUAGUGAGACUUAGAGAACACAUUUCCCAAAGGAGCUCGGUUCUUUUCACCCAGGCCAGCACAGCUUGGCGUAGGGCCUUAUUCAUCCAGAUUCCGAUAGAUGAAGUAGAACAGCAGGUAGAGAAGUGAAAACUGACUUACCAGGAGGGAACCUCAGUGAACACUGAAGGGAAAAACAAACUGCUUCACCCAGCAGGACCUCAAAAGCCCUAGAUGGCACUAGGUUUCAGAGGCAGGGAGAAGAAAACAGUGGAAUUGGUUGAAUAUCGAUGAAAAAGCUUUUACUGUCCCCUCCACACACACAGGCAAGUGGUGCCCCAUCUUUGCAGGAGAUAGGAGUUUAUUUCUGAAGAAAUUCAAGCAUACAAAGCUUACAGAAUCAUGAGCUUCGGGUAUGGCUGAGAUCCAGGGUGAGGAGCUGACUGAAACUCGGUACUCUGUGUAAGUGUGUACAUUAUGCAGCUCCCUUCCCUUAUCCAGGUGCUAGAAUUCCGGCAGCUUGGUAUUUGCCAGCUUGGCUCCCUUACCCUGGGAAUGAAGUGGCAGCAUCCUUCUCUGGCCUCAGAGGGAGGUGCAUAUGUCCAGUCAUUUGGGUAUGUGUAGCUGCUACAGCAUAUUCCAUCCGUGCCUCAGAGGUUUCCAAAAUUUCCAGUGUCUUCCUCUUCACUAUGAGAAGACCAAUGGGUGUCAACAGAUACAGUACUCAAAGCAAUUGCUGACACAAAAAAACAGGUACCAAGAAUGAAACAAUAAAUACAAACAACAAAAAAAUGAACUUAGAGGAGCAAAGAUCAGAAGAGUGACUUUUGUUUUUUUUUUUUUUUAAUUGGAGGCUUAGUCUAGAAGAUGCAGUAUGUAACAGAGGUUCAUAUAGAAAAACAAUGGGAGGGAAUUUAUCAGAUAAUAUAAGGAAGUUAUUCCAGUACUGGAGAACCCAACUCAACACAUUGAGAGGACUAAAUGAAUGUACAAGGUACAUUGGUUCAUGUAUGAACACUAAGUAUAAACAGAAAAAUCUAAGUUUCCAGGACUUAAAUACACGCGCGCACACACACACACACGCACACAUAUACACACACACCCCACCUACCCAGGACUAUGAAUCUGAAUGGCAGCGGAGUUCUUAACCUUGCAAAGUAGAAGGCAUUGGAGUACUGUCAGCAACGUUUUGAGGGGGGUUUUCGAUCUGGAAUUUCAUACCAGACCAAACUAUACAUCAUGAGUGAGGAUAAACCAAAGACAUUUUGUCAUAAACAGGAUCUCAAAAGUACUUUUCAGACCCUCUUUUUGAGAAGCGAAUAAAGGUUGUGCUUCCCGAAACUAAGGAAUAAAGUGAAGCCCCUGGAGUCCAGGAAAGGAAGGCCCAGCAUGAAGGCUCGGAUGGACCCACAGAGCCAGGGGAGUGGGGGUCUGCAGAGAAGGCCACCUCUGCUGGGCAGCACCACAAGGCUGGGCAGAGUCCUGUGCUGGGGAGGAAACAUAACCAGGAGGACUUUGCAGAGCUUGGAGGAUGAGUUAGCCACAAAGAUAACUAAACAGGAAAAAAUGAGUCUGUAUCUCCAGGAAAAACUAAAGUUUUAUUGAAAAGAAAGGAAAAUAAUAACCUACGACUUGAUGAAGCAUUGCACAAGAUGUGUGUAAUCAUAAAUCAUGUAAUAGCAUAAAUGCCGAUGACUGAUUUAACCAAAAUUGUAUUGGAUGAUUCUGGAAAGCUUCAGAGAAGAGUGGGGGAUAUACCAGAGCUUGGAUUUCAUCUAUCACGUAGAAAAUCAGCAGUUACUAUCUUAACUUGAUCUAAAAUAAAAUAUGAUCAAUUAACAUUCUUUCUCUUCAAAUUUUAGUGGAAGAACGCAGUUUUGUUGAGAAACACAGGUGGCCAUCAAAUUUGUACUUGAAGCAGCUUGCGGAAUACAGGAAGUAUAUUCACUCCCGGAAAUGUCGUUGCUUAGUAAUGUAACCUGGAGCUUUUAUAUACAUACAUGGUUUCAUUAGUAUGAAGAAUGGGAUAGCGCUGGAUUCCAGUGACAUUCUUAUGACUGAAUGACAGUAUGGGUGUUAAAAAAAAAUCAGCUUAAUGUGUGUAUCAGUUCUCUUUGAAAAACCUACAACUGUAUUCUUAAAAGGGAACAAAAUAUAACACAGACUAAAACUAAGGGUUUACUCUAGAAUAUAAAACUGUUGUACAGCUAUGUUUUCCCUUUCAGAUGUUCUCUUGCUUUGGUGACCACCUCCCUGUUAAGAAAUGCUUAAAUUUUUUAAAAACUCAAUUAGGAUUAAUAUAGACAUUCAUCAUGUCUGAUUAGUUGCUGCAUUAAAAUAAGGGCCAUUGAAGGACCCCAUGUAACUAUUUCUACAGUGAGCAAUUUAGAGGAAAAAAGACUAAUCAGUCCAUCCUGAAAUGUUUGAAAUGAAAAUUUGAGACUUUGAAAGUGGCAUGCUACUUGGUUCCAAAGUAGUGUCAGUGUUUGAAUCAACAUCAUGAACAAAACUCUCUUUCAUCUAGACACUCCAGCUAAAUCUCCUUGUCUUCCCCUGGUUUCUGGCCAGGCAGGAAACCCAUCCAGUGCUGGCUCCACACUUGGAAGGGCUUCGUGCUUGUUUCAGUGCUUGGCUGUGGCUGUCGUGAAAUUCUUGAUAAUGUUUGAAGAAGGGCCCCAUGUUUUCCCUUUACACUUGGCCCAGAAAAUUAUCUGUAUUUCCUGGCAGGAAAAAUACCGUAUUUACUGCUCAAACAUCAUUCUCUCUAAAAGCGGAAGAGAGGCACUGGUGUCGAGGGUAUCUAGGGCAGCUUGUCUCUCGGAGGGAGAGAGGACAGUGGGGUUCCUGCUCUUGGGGUGUCUGUACCAUGCAGGGCCGCUGCUGCCACCUCCCUUGGCGCUUGAGAAUCACCUUGUGUUGGCUUAGUUGUAAAACCCCGUUCUGGCUCUGUUGCUGAUGAACAAAUACUUUUUUUUUUUUUGGUAUCGGGGAUCGAACUCAGGACUUUGAGCUUUCCAGGCAGGUGGUGGCACCACUGAGCUAAAUCCCUGGCCCCUCAUAAAUACUUUCUUGAUCAUGCUAUAAAUCCAGGAUAUUGUGAAGAGUGACUAUCUUGACUUUAAUACACACUUAUAAAGACACACACAGGAAACGAUGCUUUCUGAAGAAUUUGCUAUGAAGGAUCAAUAACUGUUUAAAGUAUAUUUGCUAAGAUUAGCAGUCAGUGUCAGUGGCUUGGGUUGUUUGAGUUCUUGCCAGGACUGUCAGGCUAUUUGACAUAGAGUGGGUUGAGUCUUGUCCUUUAAGGUUACCCAGUAAGUUUAAAAAGGAUAUAAAUCAGAGACUUGGUAUGUGUAGAGAAAAUGGUACUGGGAUAGAGGACAGAAUUAGUUUCUCUCCUAUCACAUAUGUACAGACAUGAUUAUAUCAGAAGCUCACAAACUUGAAGGUAGAAAACAGAUUACUUAGUAUUUAUUGACCACACCAUUGUCAUCUGUAAUUUAAUAUUGGAAUAUGUUAUUCUUUUAAAUUCCAGUGACUUUAAAAUGCACAUAUUUUUUCCAACUUUUCUAAUAUUUGAUUAAACAAUCUUACGCUGUAGUAUUAGGAUUGUAUGCAGUUAGCCCUUAUUUGUGUACCAAUACUAUCAAAAGAAAGAGUAAAAACUUCCUUAUAAACAUAUUUCAGGAAACCUGCUUUCACUUGGAUUGUCAAUGAAGAUUACUUGGAUACAUUUUGUGGUUUUUGUAUUUUAAUCACUUAAGUAAUCGACUAUUAGCAAAUCCCAUUUAGCUAGGAUUAGCAUUGUAAAGAAUAGAUAAUAUAGCAGAUUUCUAGAAAUUCCUUCACAUUUAUGAACUUUUAAAGUGCAGCGGUAGCCUUUUGAUCUUCAUAAGUGCAUUCUCAUCCCUAAAUUAAUUUUAGCAUUUAAAAUUAUAAAAUGGAAAAAUACAAGUUACAAAACAAAAUAUUUUCUUGAAAAUACUAUUUAAUAUUUAAAUAGUAGCUAGUUCUUUUUGGUUGUUUGGCCUGAGUGGGAAUUGAGUUUGGAAGCUGGUACUCCUGGGUGUUGCGAUGUAGGUUUUAUUUGGAAAGUUCUUUACCACCUGUGUGGGUGACUCAGCCAGAUGCCUCAGUUCUCCAAAGUUAAUUAAAAUAUAGUCAAAUUACUCUUAGAACUCAUUGAAUGUAGACUCUUUGAAUUCACUCAAUUUAAAAUAGAAAAUUUGAAAGACUUAUAAACUAUCAUGGAGAAAUGAGUGCUAGUUUCCAGGAAGGAUUUUCAAUUGGCCAGUUAUUUCUAGAUAGAUGUGGGCUUUUUGCUGAUCUCUGCUUUAAUAUAUUUCCCAAUCAUUUUAACUAGAGAAGAUAUGUAUAUUUGAACUAAGGCCUUUUCUUUCGGGGCCAGGUUUUCAUGCUGCAUAACCCUUUGUAUACUUCCGGCUACCCUGUGUUCCUAGAUUUGUAAUAGAGAACUUGCAGUGUUGUAACUGAAGUUCAUCCUGUCCACACCAGCAUGGUGGCUUCACACUGGGUAGUAGCAAAAGACAGAAGAAUUAGAUAGAUUUUAUUUCCACAGUAGCUAAACUUUCCAACUAUAAUUUUACAAACUACACUACACUACACUACAUUGCUAUAGCUAAUUGGACACAAAUGUCCUCAAAGAGUACUUUAUUUUAUUUAAAGCAUCUGUUUAAUUCAGUCUUUAAUGAUUUUGCAAAGAAGGGCAUGUGUGUAAUUUUAAUAGAGGCUGACCUGAAUUUAUAUGUUUUUAGCUUUAGUAUUUAACAUUUUGUAACAAAUAAACUUUUUUUUAAAACAA
This is a messenger RNA of Heterocephalus glaber (naked mole-rat), 8491 nucleotides long. RefSeq names its product Rho related BTB domain containing 3 (gene Rhobtb3). The record is from RefSeq and is a predicted model, not a curated record. Gene Ontology annotation, molecular function: protein binding; GTP binding; GTPase activity. Lineage: Eukaryota; Metazoa; Chordata; Mammalia; Rodentia; Bathyergidae.